AUGUCGACUGCCAUUGCAAAUCCGCCUCAUUUGGCCAUCCUGUACGGAAGUCCGGAGAUUAGCCCAAAUCUUGUAGCGCGCACCGGACACCCGCAUCGGGACCAAAAAGGCUUCCGGAUUCCAUUCGAUAAUCAACAUGGCGUGAUGCCAGCAGCAGUAGUUCUUGUGCAGGUACCUGUAAGCCGAUGA
This is a messenger RNA of Fomitiporia mediterranea MF3/22, 189 nucleotides long. RefSeq lists its product as uncharacterized. The record is from RefSeq and is a predicted model, not a curated record. The coding region runs from base 1 to 189 and encodes 62 amino acids. The transcript is spliced from 2 exons. Lineage: Eukaryota; Fungi; Basidiomycota; Agaricomycetes; Hymenochaetales; Hymenochaetaceae.